Messenger RNA from Danaus plexippus (monarch butterfly), 7079 nucleotides. RefSeq names its product mediator of RNA polymerase II transcription subunit 23 (gene MED23). Bases 162 to 4169 code for a protein of 1335 amino acids. Gene Ontology annotation, biological process: regulation of transcription by RNA polymerase II; positive regulation of gene expression. The transcript has 17 exons. The record is from RefSeq and is a predicted model, not a curated record. Gene Ontology annotation, cellular component: mediator complex; transcription regulator complex. NCBI's taxonomy places the organism in Eukaryota, Metazoa, Arthropoda, Insecta, Lepidoptera, Nymphalidae.
UGUCUUGUAAUGUUAAUUUCGGUUUGUUAUUUAUUGUGUGAUUUUCUAAAAUAAAAUGUUGUGUGUAUUAAAACAAAAGUGAUUUUAAUAACUUCUGGAAUUUAUCAGUUACUAAUUGAUUAUGCUUAUAUUUUUCAAAAAAGCUAGAAACCUGCUAUAAAAUGACGGAUUCUCAAGUAGCAAACAUUGUAAACGAAAUUUUGCGGGUAGAGGCUGUGGAGGAAGCAUUCAGUUGUUUUCUGGUUUACAAACCAGAACAGGAAAGUGAGAGGUUAUCCAUAUAUCAGAAAAAGCUAUGUUCCAUCAUGAGCAGUCCCAGUGCGGAGGUGCAAGAAUCAGCUAUCCGUCAGUAUCUUACUUUGACUGCAGUCCUCACAAACAGAUAUAAAAUGAAACAGCUGCUGGGUUUACUUGAGAAUUUAGUAAACACUAAUAUACUUCAAGCAAGAAUGCUCUGCGAUUGUAUAUUAACAAGCGAGAAACUGGUUUACAAAAAUAGUGAUUAUUGGAUUGAAUGCUUCAAUCUAGUUAGACGAGUUAUUGGUGGUGUUGACUACAAGGGUGUUAGAGAAAUUAUGAAAGGUUGCAGAGAAAAAGCACAAACUUUACCAGUAAGACUCAACUCCAGCACAAUGCCUCAAAUGAGAGCAUUGUGUAAUGUCAUUGAGUAUAUUUUUGAUCGUAAUGCAUCACUCUUGCCUGCAUAUUUCAUAGUCACUGAAAUUCAAAAGGACUAUCCAGAUAAUAAUCAUUGGCCACACUGGCAGCUGGCUAAACUACUUACCACAUUUGUUGAAAGUUUCAAGCCUUGCGCUCAAAUGGUAUCAAUUAUUGGUCAUUCACAAAUGUUGCCCGUGGUAGAAUUUUCUGGAUAUGCCGACCAUUUGGUAAACCCAUGGCGGUUAGAUCCAACAACACUUAAAUUCUCUCUAAAAGGCAAUUUGCCUUAUGAUGAUGAAUUACUUAAGCCUCAAAUAUCAUUACUAAGGCAUGUUCUUCAGCAGCCCUACUCCAGGGAUAUGAUGUGUUCUAUGCUAGGCUUGCAAAAACAGCACAAACAAAGAUGUAUAGCAUUAGAAGACCAGCUUGUGGAAUUAAUGAUUUUACCCAUGGAAAGGAGUGAGCAAGAGAAUGAGGAUGAUGAAAUGCCAUCUACGCAUUGGUGCUGGUUGCAUUUAUCCUCACAAGUGAUAUAUUUAAUCCUGAUUGGGUUCGCAUCAUUCCCUAGCAUAGUAAUGGGUCUACAUAAUAAACUUGUUGGGUGUGAUCUGAAGAAAGGACGGGAUCACCUUAUGUGGGUUCUUUUACAAUUUAUAUCUGGAAGCAUACAACGGAAUCCGCUGUCUAACUUUUUACCCAUAAUUAAAUUGCAUGAACUGCUUUAUCCAGAGAAGGAAGCAUUGCCAAUGCCUGAUUAUACAAAAGCUCAUUGCACUCAUCAGAUGGCUGUUGUGUGUAUUUGGAUGCAUUUGUUAAAAAAAGCUGAAUCUGAACACAAAACUAUGAUAAUGCCACAAAACUUGAAGGUACAAUAUGAAUUCCUGCAACACCUGAUGACAUCAAACAACACACCAACUUUAAUGGGUGCAGACUAUCGCAUUGCUCUGCUAUGUAAUGCAUAUUCAACUAACCAAGAGUAUUAUGCCCGACCUAUGGGGAUCAUUAUAGAAACACUAUUUGGCAAUCAAAAGCCCAUGCCAAAUGGAAACCCUGCGGCUCCUCUGCCAACAGUACCUUUAUCGAUGUGUAUAUUGGAUAGUCUUACAUUGCAUUGCAAAAUGUCAUUAAUACAUUCCAUAGUGACACAUGUGGCUAAGCUGGCUCAAAAUAAAACCACAAUACCUGGCAGUAAUAUGAUGGCACCAGCAUUAGUUGAGACAUAUAGCCGUCUUCUUGUUUACACUGAAAUUGAGUCACUUGGAAUUAAAGGAUUUAUUAAUCAACUUCUGCCGAAUGUAUUCAAAUCCCACGCGUGGGGUAUACUUCACAACUUGCUGGACAUGUUCUCAUACAGGAUACAUCACAUUCAACCUCACUAUAGAGUUACCUUACUGUCUAAUAUCAACUCACUCGCAGCUUACCCUCAGGCUAACCAGACUCAGUUGCAAUUAUGUUUCGAGAGUACAGCGCUCCGUCUAAUAACGAGUCUGGGCAGUUCGGGCGUUCAGCUGCAGAUGUCGCGUGUGGUUUCCGAGCCCAAGUCCUGUGUAGUUGUCAGCAGCGAGAGUGAAGAACUAAACAGAGUGCUGGUCCUCACUCUCGCCAGAGGAAUCUAUAUGACAGGAACAGGUAAUGAUGGAGCAGCAGUGAAGGAGAUACUAACGACCAUAAUGACGAACACUCCCCAUAUGUGGUCUCAACACACGCUGCAAUGCUUCCCUCCUGUACUAGUCGAAUUCUUCUCACAGAAUCCAGCCCCAAAAGAAAACAAGCAACUUUUAAAAAAAUCGGUAGAAGAAGAAUACAGGAAGUGGACUUCAAUGGCGAACGACAAUGAUAUUAUAUCACAUUUCUCUGUUCCUGGAACACCGCUGUUCCUAUGCUUGCUAUGGAAAAUGAUAUUUGAAACGAACAGAAUUAAUCCCAUUGCUUUCAAGAUCCUUGAACGUAUUGGUGCUAGAGCUUUGUCGGCUCACCUACGCAAGUUCUGCGACUAUUUAGUAUUUGAGGUAACAAAUCCAGCUGGGGGUCCCCACAUCAACAAGUGUGUGGACGCAAUCAACGAUAUCAUAUGGAAAUACAACAUCGUCACCAUUGACAGACUUGUUCUCUGCCUUGUACUGCGCCCAAACCCGGACGGCAACGAGAGUCAAGUGUGCUUAUAUAUCAUUCAAUUACUACUCCUAAAAGGAUCGGAACUUAGAAACAGAGCACAGGAUUUCGUAAAAGAAAACUCUCCAGAACAUUGGAAGCAAAACAACUGGUAUGAACGCCACUCAGCCUUCCACCGGAAGUAUCCAGAGAAGUUCGCACCUGAAGAAACGAGCGGAGCGUACGGCGGCCCUAUUCCUGUUUACCUCAGCAACGUGUGUCUCAGGUUCAUACCUGUGUUGGACAUCGUAGUUCACAGACAUCUUGAGAUACCGCAAGUCAGUAAGAACCUGGAACAACUGCUGGAACAUCUCGGUUAUUUGUACAAAUUUCACGACCGGCCAGUAACAUUUCUAUACAACACGCUUCACUACUACGAGAGUAAGCUACGAGAUAAGCCAUUACUGAAACGCAAGUUGGUGACGGCUGUAUUAGGCUCCCUUAAAGAAGUCCGGGCCCCAGGUUGGGCUACAACAGAAGCCUUCCAGACUUUCCUUGGCAGCGAAACUGAAGCGUGGAGUCCAGACCUUAACUACUAUCUAAGUCUGAUCAACCGUAUGGUUGAUACUAUGAUGGGCAGUUCUCAUUUCCCGAACACCGAUUGGCGCUUCAAUGAAUAUCCGAAUCCUUCAGCGCAUUGUCUAUACGUGACAUGUGUUGAACUGAUGUCCCUGCCGGUGCCCCCGAAUACGGUCGGAAACAACCUUCUCGAUGUGGUCACAAAAGGUUUCGUUGUGAUCCCUGCAAACAAAAUACAACUCUGGAUUAAUGCAAUAGGGAUCAUAAUGGCAGCGCUUCCCGAUCCUUACUGGACCGUGGUCCAUGACAGGCUAUUAGAACUCAUAACUGGGACGGAGAUGGUAGAAUGGACGUACCAGCAUACGCCGUUCCAAUUAUUCAAUUUGACCAAGACUAAUGAAUGUAUGUUAGAGAAUAAAUACAGUCUGACGUUGGCAUUAGCGCAUGCGGUAUGGUACCACGCUGGCCCCGGACAGAUUAUGCAAGUUCCAACGUUCGUCAAAGAGAAGAUGUCCCCGGAAAUUAGGACGGAAGUUCAGCUGAUAUUCCUGUGUCAUCUGAUGGGUCCUUACUUACAGCGUUUUAACACUGAUCUGUCAAGAGCUGUCAUGGAUAUAACUAUAGUGUUAUAUGAGUUACUGGCUCAUAUAGACAAGUCACAGACCCACUUGCAGUACAUUGAUCCUAUAUGUGAUCUGCUAUAUCAUAUAAAAUACAUGUUCGUUGGCGAUACAAUGAAGAAUGAAGUGGAAAACGUGAUACGAAAGCUACGACCGGCUUUACAAAUGAGACUACGUUUCAUUACUCACUUAAACGUAGAACAAAUAAAUACCGCCUAGCAGAACGACUACUACAGCUACACUCCGUCCAGCUCUAGCUCGAGCUCGGAGUAAUACUGUAGUAUGAAUAGUAAACGAGACUUAUGACAUUGACAGUGACAGUGACAGUUGUGAGACAAAAAUGUCACAUGUGAAUUACAACAAGGAGGUCGAGUUCUGUUAUACUUCUGAUAGUUUGUGUAUAUGCUAUUAAUUUGAGUAUAUCGCUGAUGUUUUUUUGCGGUCCUAACAAUAGUUUCUGUAUGCUGCUGACCGAUUAUGUAUACUUCCGAAGGGUUGUGUGUCGUAAUGAAGGUUUGUAUAUCUUGCUAAUGGUUUGUGCAUAGAAGUAAUGGGUCAUGUAAUCUGAAGAUGGCUCAUAUAUCCUGCUUAUGAUUUGUGUUACAGUCAUUGUAAAGAAAUUUGUUUCUUAGCAGAUAUUAUAUAUUUACAUCCGAUUUAUUAUUAGAAAGUGAUGUAGAUUUUAUGAUCAAAUUAUGAGUAAUUAAUGUUAACAAGUAAUUUGAAAUAACUAUGAAACAUGACUCAAUAUACAUGUGGCCUUCUAUAUUAAGUCCAUAAAGAUAAACACAACAAGUAAUUUUAUAUACCAGAUUGAUUUCAUCAUGUUUUAAGUACUAACAGUACACAUCUUUAAGAUAACAUUUGGCUGGCAUCAAAUGUGGUAUAGUCAUUAAUAAUUUAGGCAUAAAUUUGACCAAUGUUUUAGCACAAUUAAAAUUCAUAAGUAUGAUAGUGCGCUAGCUUUUGGAGGAAACUAAGUUUAGGACAGUUUUUACAAAUGGUUUUUUCAUUAAUGUAAGCACUAAUAUUGUCGUGAUUUGACUCAUUGUAAGGUUUCAUUAGUACAAAUUGAGUAACAUGUAAUUAAGUAAUCCAAUGAUAUAAAUAUAACUGAUGACCGCAGUAUAGUGAGUUAAAGCAAUAAUAAUGUACAAGAUAUGUAGAAAUGCUGUCUAUUGACAGUUAUUGUAUUUUGAUAAAGUUACAGACAUGUUGAAGUUCAUGAAAGUGUCAAAGAUGCAGAUUUUAAAUAUAUUUUUUGAUGGAUGUAAGUAGUUGAACAUAGGUUUUGUUCUUGAUUAUUACAAAAACAGAAAUAAGUACAUAUUUGUUUUGUCGUCUUAUGUUGUUUUUAUUGCAACAAUUCUCUCUAGGUCUGUCUGAUAUGUAUAAUAAAUAAAACUUUUUUUUUUCAUUAUUUUUACCAAUCAAAUCAAUUUUUGAUAUUUGUUGAACACUGAAAAUAUACCUGAUGAUAUGAUACUUCCAUCGAUCUAUAUUGUGUCUUGAAAAUCAGUGUGCCUUAAACUCACAGAUACCUGUUAUAAAUACAAACAAUAUUACAAUUAUAUCAUAUUAUAUACCAUAAACCAAAUAUUGUAUGUGUAGCUAGCAUUGUUUCCUAGUUAACAUUAAAUGCUAGAGUGUUUUCUCACCUCAAGCAUACAGUAAAUAGAUAUUGAAGAUAUAGUCUCAAUAUAGAAUCUUUUAUGAAAUCAUAUUUGCAAAUACAACUUAGGUAAUUACACAUUGAUUCUGAGCAUUGCAAUGUCACAACAUUACCAUCACAAUAUUUAUAUCUGUCAUAGGAACAGUAUAAGAACAAAAUGUAAGUCAUAUUUCAUUAUCAAAGUUAGUAAAUUAACUAGUCUUAUUUUACGAAAAGUGAUAUAUCUUUUUGAUUCUUAGCUUUUUAUUAGCUAUUAUUAUCUUGCCUAACUUAGGUAUUCAGAGCUUCAUUAAGAAUUGUCUAUUUUUAAUGAAGCUAAUCGCAAUGUAAAGUUGAAUAUAUAAACUGUAAUUAAUUAUUAAUGUUCAAAUUUAUGUUCUUACACAAAUGAAAUCGCACAUUUAUCUCAACAAUUGAAUUGAGUAAUGUUUGAACGGUAUUUAUUUAUGUACAUAAAUAAGAAUGUAGCACAUUGUUUUGAUGUAUCGGCCACAAAAUCUUAACAGACAAUAGUUCUUUCCUAGUUUGACGCUACGCUUAUUAUAUUGAUAAUUCAGUAUCAAAGUUUGAAUGAAGACAGUUACUAUUUUUAUUAGUAUUUCCAUUAAUAAUGACUAGAUAUAAGCUGAGCAAAGCUAGAACAAUGUGCUAUGCUUUUUUUUUGGACCUCACAUUACUUCUGUAUAACAAAGAUUUGACAUUUUUAUAGAUUAUGUAUAUUUUAUUAUACUUUUUUACAAUUAAUUUAUGACAUAAAUUAUUAAAAUGCCUUUGAUACAAUUGUAAGCAAUAGUUAAAGUAGUUUUAUAAGUAUAAUUGACCUCAGAUUUAUCUUUACAUUAACAUAUGCAAAUUUUUACUUACAUAUAUUUUAUGAUGUAGGUAAGAUAAGAGUUAUAUGCCUCGUUUUAGAAUAGUAAAUAAAAUAUUAGAGGAGUAGUUUAAACACUACAUAUUGUAGCAAAUUAUGUUCUCAUUAGUUAUAAUUUAAGGUCAGAUUUUGAUUAGAUGUGAUCAAUAAGUUUUAUAAAAUAGAGUAAUUUGAGGUUACAAUAGCAGUAAAUAAAAUAAGUUUGUCAUUCUUAUAAUAGUUUAGAUAAUUAGAAAUAAAAAAUUAAAGUGUCAUUAAGUGAAAAAUAAAAUCAAUUGCAACUCUUCUUUACAUAAAGAAUAUUAUAAAAAGAAGAAAUAAUGCUUAUUUGUUCUCAUUCUUCUAAGAUCAUUGCAAUUAUGUCAUUUACACAGUUUAUAAAAGUGGUAUGCCACUUAGCAUGUUUUACCAUUUUCUAAUAUCACAUUUUAUACUACCAUUAAUAGCUUAGAUAAUGUUGUUAUUGUUAAUAUAAAAUUUAUAUUGUGAACCAUGAACUGCCAUUUUAGAUGAUUUUACAAUCACAAUAGAAAUAAUUCAUUUUAAAAUGUCAAUGUAUUCAUAAUUAAAAAUUCGCUUAAAAAUU